GAUAAGGAAUCCAUCUAUCGCUUUCCCGCUCUCUUCGCUUCUUGCCCCUUGACGUUCCGGCCGCGCGCCCCGCGCCUCGUCGCUAUGCCUCGCAAAAUUGAGGAAAUCAAGAACUUCUUGCUCACGGCCCGGCGCAAGGAUGCCAAGUCCGUCAAGAUCAAGAAAAACAAGGAUAAUGUGAAGUUUAAAGUUCGGUGCAGCAGAUACCUUUACACCUUGGUCAUCACAGACAAAGAGAAGGCAGAGAAGCUGAAGCAGUCCCUGCCCCCAGGUUUGGCCGUGAAGGAACUGAAAUGAACCACGCACGCUGCUUUGAACUGAAUGAACCAC
Molecule: messenger RNA, 330 nt
Organism: Cervus elaphus (red deer)
Lineage: Eukaryota; Metazoa; Chordata; Mammalia; Artiodactyla; Cervidae
Product: 60S ribosomal protein L38-like
Exons: 2
Coding region: 85-297 (70 amino acids)
Biological process (GO): protein-RNA complex assembly; translation
Cellular component (GO): cytosolic large ribosomal subunit; ribosome
Molecular function (GO): structural constituent of ribosome
Source: RefSeq, a predicted model, not a curated record